Molecule: messenger RNA, 852 nt
Organism: Colletotrichum spaethianum
Lineage: Eukaryota; Fungi; Ascomycota; Sordariomycetes; Glomerellales; Glomerellaceae
Product: ABC transporter atnG
Exons: 4
Coding region: 1-852 (283 amino acids)
Biological process (GO): transmembrane transport
Cellular component (GO): membrane
Molecular function (GO): ATPase-coupled transmembrane transporter activity; ATP binding; ATP hydrolysis activity
Source: RefSeq, a predicted model, not a curated record
AUGUCCGUUGUGAUCGGUUGGACACUGAGGGAGACAUCUAUUACUGCAGUGACGCGAAUCAAUGAGUUCGAACAGAAAACUCCCCAAGAACAGGACCUAGGUCCUGAAGUGAAUCCUCCUGAAGGACCAGGGGUAGGGAGAAUUGAAUUUGAAAACUUGACGGUGCCCUAUGGUCGGGGUGAGGAGAAUGUUGCAUUUAAAAAUGUGAGCUUGGUUAUUGAAGCGGGAACAAAAUUUGGGAUAUGCGGUCGCAUUGGAGGUGGAAAAUCGUCUCUUGUUGUGUCCCUUUUCCGCAUGCUAGAUAUUCGUGAAGGGACAAUAUUCAUUGAUUCAACCAACAUUAACGACUACCCCUUAUCUGCGCUCCGGUCAAGCAUUAAUGCCAUCCCGCAAGACCCUUUCUUUACGGCCAGUACUUUCCGAGAGAAUCUUGACCCUUACAGAGCAUCAUCGGACAUCGCAAUUGAAGAAUCCUUGCGUAAAGUGCAGCUUUGGGAUUAUAUCCAAGGUCAAGGAGGUUUAGGCGGAGACAUGAAGCCAGAGUCAAUCAGUCAAGGACAGAAGCAGUUGUUUUCACUUGCGAGAGCCAUUUUACGACGUUGUAAAAUUGUUAUUCUCGAUGAAGUCACCAGCAAGUACCUCCUCUGGGAUGUUUCGCAACAAUCGUUCAGAGGCUGCACCAUCAUUGCAAUUGCGCACAGGCUGGAAACCAUUGUGGGCUUCGAUCAUGUUGCUGUGAUGGAUGAGGGGAGGAUUAUCGGAUACGAUGAUCCUUGUGCCUUAUUGCAGAUGGGAAUUCAGCAUUUUCUAAGCUGCGAGAAGUUGGUUCGACAGGGCAAUGAAACAGGAUGA